AUGGUUACUAUAAUCAGCACCAUGGAAACCCAGGUGUCCAACGGUCCAAGCGGAACCAGUCUGCCUAAUGGUCCAGUCAUCAGCACCAAUGGCUCCACGGACGACAGCAAAACCAACCUGAUCGUCAACUACCUGCCUCAGAACAUGACCCAGGAAGAGUUCAAAAGUUUGUUCGGUAGCAUCGGGGAGAUUGAGUCCUGCAAGCUCGUCAGAGACAAGAUCACAGGUCAGAGUUUGGGAUAUGGCUUUGUAAACUAUGUGGAUCCAAAUGAUGCAGAUAAGGCCAUCAACACACUCAAUGGUCUCAAACUGCAGACUAAAACAAUCAAGGUAUCAUAUGCUCGGCCAAGCUCGGCUUCUAUUCGCGAUGCCAACCUUUACGUGAGCGGACUCCCUAAAACCAUGAGCCAGAAGGACAUGGAGCAGCUGUUCUCCCAGUACGGUCGCAUCAUCACGUCCCGCAUCCUCGUGGACCAAGUCACAGCAGGCAUAUCCCGAGGAGUGGGCUUCAUCCGGUUCGACAAGCGAAACGAAGCCGAGGAGGCCAUCAAAGGUCUGAACGGACAGAAGCCUUUGGGCGCCGCCGAGCCCAUCACCGUCAAGUUCGCCAACAACCCGAGCCAGAAGACGGGCCAGGCCUUACUGACUCAGCUGUACCAGACCGCCGCCCGCCGCUACACGGGGCCCCUGCACCACCAGACUCAGCGUUUCAGACUCGACAAUUUACUAAACGCCAGCUACGGAGUCAAGAGCUCUCCCACUCUCUUCCCCAGGUUCUCCCCCAUCACCAUUGACAGCAUGACCAGCCUGGCCGGGGUCAACCUCACCGGUCCCACUGGAGCCGGCUGGUGCAUCUUUGUGUACAACUUGUCCCCCGAGGCGGACGAGAGCGUCCUGUGGCAGCUCUUCGGGCCUUUCGGCGCCGUCACCAACGUCAAGGUCAUCCGCGACUUCACCACCAACAAAUGUAAGGGCUUCGGCUUCGUCACCAUGACCAACUACGACGAGGCCGCCAUGGCGAUCGCGAGCCUCAACGGCUACCGCCUGGGCGACCGCGUGCUGCAGGUUUCCUUCAAGACCAGCAAGCAGCACAAGGCCUGA
Molecule: messenger RNA, 1101 nt
Organism: Pseudoliparis swirei
Lineage: Eukaryota; Metazoa; Chordata; Actinopteri; Perciformes; Liparidae
Gene: elavl3
Product: ELAV like neuron-specific RNA binding protein 3
Exons: 7
Coding region: 1-1101 (366 amino acids)
Cellular component (GO): ribonucleoprotein complex
Molecular function (GO): RNA binding
Source: RefSeq, a predicted model, not a curated record